Molecule: messenger RNA, 261 nt
Organism: Aspergillus melleus
Lineage: Eukaryota; Fungi; Ascomycota; Eurotiomycetes; Eurotiales; Aspergillaceae
Product: MoaD/ThiS family protein
Exons: 1
Coding region: 1-261 (86 amino acids)
Biological process (GO): Mo-molybdopterin cofactor biosynthetic process
Cellular component (GO): cytosol
Source: RefSeq, a predicted model, not a curated record
AUGUCCACCUUCCAUAUUCACUACUUCUCCACCGCCUCCACCUAUACAGGAAAGCCGACCGAAAGCCUACCCGCUCCGCUCCCGCUCUCUCAACUUUUCGAGGUCCUGGAGUCCAAGUAUCCAGGUAUGAAAGAGAAAGUGCUGAGCAGCUGCUCGGUGAGUCUGGGCGAUGAGUAUGUGGAUGUGGAUGGAGAUGGCAAUGGGGUGGUGAUUGAGGCGGGGAAGGAGGUGGCGAUUAUUCCGCCUGUUAGUUCGGGGUGA